This is a messenger RNA of Aspergillus tanneri, 462 nucleotides long. Its product is annotated as mitochondrial 54S ribosomal protein mL49. Gene Ontology annotation, cellular component: ribosome; mitochondrial large ribosomal subunit. Gene Ontology annotation, molecular function: structural constituent of ribosome. The coding region runs from base 1 to 462 and encodes 153 amino acids. Gene Ontology annotation, biological process: translation. The transcript has 4 exons. NCBI's taxonomy places the organism in Eukaryota, Fungi, Ascomycota, Eurotiomycetes, Eurotiales, Aspergillaceae. The record is from RefSeq and is a predicted model, not a curated record.
AUGGCGUCUUUUCUAUCAUCUCGUGCCGUCAUCGCGGCCGUUUGCAAGCAGUCAACAUCGCUGCCCGUCUCUCUACAAAAAUCUUCACAAUUGAUUGCCUCCCCACAAUUGAACCGGCAAUCCCAGACACUGAAAGAGAACUCUCCUUCCACAGGAUCUUCAUCGGCCAAUUUGCAACUCACCAAUCUUCCCUACUUCGUCCGUCGCACAGCUUCCAACCAACUUCCCGUGUACCUGGUUACCAAGGCUGGUGGUACCAAACAGCAGACAAAGAUUCAGAAGACCGAGGGCGAUCUAGACGCAUUGAGGAAUGAUCUUGCACAAUUCUUGGAGCUCGAAUCGGGUGGUACGGGUGCUGCGAAAAGCUCGGAUGUUUCGAUUAAUCGUCUUACUGGACAUAUCAUUGUCAAGGGUUGGCGGAAACCUGAAAUCCAAAAGUUCCUUUUGGAACGCAGCUUUUAA